This is a messenger RNA of Paramecium sonneborni, 2038 nucleotides long. The record is from the annotation of a GenBank genome assembly. NCBI's taxonomy places the organism in Eukaryota, Ciliophora, Oligohymenophorea, Peniculida, Parameciidae.
AUGUAAUUUUUACAAUACCCUCCAGAUAAGAAAAUUCAGAAUUAUCAAUUUAGUUUUAAAGCAAAAUUAGGAAAAGGUGCGUAUGGUACAGUUUAUGCUGGUAGAAAUAUCAUAGAUAGUAAUUUAUAAUAUAAAUUAUAAAAAGAUAAGAUUGUGGCAUUAAAGAUAGUAGACAAGAAAAUAUUACAAACAGAUUAUGCUAGUUAAUUGAUAGCAUCAGAAAUAGAGAUAAUGAAAUUGAUUGAAGAUAAAAAUAUUGUUAGAUUGAUUGAUGUUUUAUAAAGUGUGAAUAAUACAUACAUAGUAACAGAAUUUUGUAAUGGUGGUGAUUUAAGAGAAUAUCUAAAAAGGAGAAAGUAUGAUAAAAUUAAAUAUUUUAGAUAAAUUCCAGAAAAUGAUGCAAUUAAUGUUUUAAAGGAUUUGUUACAUGGAAUCAAAGCAUUAUUAAAAAUAGGAAUAAUCCAUAGAGAUAUAAAACCUGCUAAUAUCAUGAUAUAAGAUGGCAUAUUCAAAAUUACAGAUUUUGGAUUUGCAAAAUAAGUGGAUUCUCAUAUUGAUACCAUAAUGAAUUCAUUAGUAGGUACACCUCUUUAUAUGAGUCCAUAAAUUCUGAAAAGAUUAUCCUACACAUCUAAAUGUGACAUUUGGUCUUUAGGGCUAAUAUUUUAUGAAUUAAUUUAUGGUAUCACUCCUUGGCAUUCUCAAAACCUUGUUGAAUUAAUGGCUAAAUUAGAUACAAAAGUACAUUUUCAAUUGUAUUCCUCUAUAGCCUUUAGAAUUUCCACCAUAUCCAAAAGUAUCAGAACUAACCAUUAGAAUUAUUAAAGGAUGUCUAUAGAUUAAUGAAGAUAGGAGAAUUUCAUGGGAUGAACUCUUUUCAUUAGUAGGAAUGUAAGAAUAAACUACUCUACCUGAAAUUAAUCAUAUUUUACCAGUUAUUUAAAAAAAUACUUAAUAAUGCUAAUAUCAAAGUUAAUAAUAACAAUCAACUUAAAUAAAAUAAAAUCUUAGUUUUAUAGAAAUCAAACCUCAUUAAAGAGUUAAGUAAAGAACUGAAAGUAUGGGAACUUAUCAUUUUGUUAGCAGACAUAAUAGAAGUAUGAGUAAUGCAACUACAAAUAAUGAUGUUGAUAAAUCUAAUGAUAAAUAGAAACCUAAAAUUUAUACUAAAACUAAAAUCUCAUAUCUAUAACCAGAUAAUCGUAAAAUUACUCCUUAAAGAAAUAUUACUGCUUAAACUUAAGAAUCUGAAAGAGAUCGAAAUAGUUCCUUUGUUAAAUUUACUACCUAAAGAAUUGAACUGAUUAAAUUCUUAGAAAAUGCCCAUACUCCUCCUAUUCCUAAUAAAAAAUAUUCUACUAAUAAUAAUAAUAAUGAUUCUUUUAGAACACCAAGUAAUUUAUAAUCUAAUUCUACCAAUACAUCCAAUAGAUACACUCACGAUUAAGAAAAUUCAUCCAAUAUCAUUAAAGUCAAUGAAUUUUAAAUUGAAGAAAAAAACAAGGAACCAAUUAAUCAAAUUAUAGCAAAUGGUUAUUUUAAUACAAAUUCAAAUUUAAGAUUAAAAAGAACUUUUAGUAAUCACUUUUAAGAUAAUGCCUUAUCACCAAUAACUUAAUAAAAAAAUUAUAUCCUUUAAUUAUUGAAGAUUAUUCAAAUAUAAUUUGAUCUCAUUCCUAAUCAUAUAAAUAUUAAAUAAGAUAUUGAUUCUCUAUUAAAUCAACAUAAAAUUACUCUUAAUAAUGUUAGAGAAUAACUUUAUACACCAUAAGAUGCUAAAAUAUUAAAGAACAUUAUUAAUACUCUUGUAGAUUAUUUAAAUAAUAAUCCUUAAGAUAAUUUUUUAACAUAAUUAUCUGUUAUGUUGCUUUUGUUGCUUAAUUAUAAUUAAAUUAUAGUUUUCAAUAUAUAAACUAAAUCGUUAUAAUUAUCAAAAUCCUUGAUUGAGUAAAUCACCAAGAAUUAAAAAUUACAAUAACAGUAAUUACUAUUAAGUCCAGAUGUGUUAAGAGAAGAAAUCAAAAAAAUACUUAAAUGA